Molecule: messenger RNA, 1017 nt
Organism: Electrophorus electricus (electric eel)
Lineage: Eukaryota; Metazoa; Chordata; Actinopteri; Gymnotiformes; Gymnotidae
Gene: lsm1
Product: LSM1, U6 small nuclear RNA associated
Biological process (GO): deadenylation-dependent decapping of nuclear-transcribed mRNA
Cellular component (GO): P-body; Lsm1-7-Pat1 complex
Molecular function (GO): mRNA binding
Source: RefSeq, a predicted model, not a curated record
AACCGGAAGCACUUCUAACGACGCGACUUCCUGCGGAGUAAGAAUACAUAUUUCAAAUGGUUCAUGGCUUGAAGCUUUACGCCAAAAAUACACCCAAAUGACAUCAAAAUGAAUUACAUGCCGGGGACCGCCAGCCUCAUCGAGGACAUUGACAAAAAACACCUUGUUCUGCUCAGAGAUGGGAGAACGUUAAUUGGAAUCCUAAGGAGCAUAGAUCAGUUUGCCAAUUUAGUUUUACAUCAAACGGUGGAGCGUAUCCAUGUCGGCAAAAAAUUCGGAGACAUACCACGAGGGAUAUUCGUCGUUAGAGGAGAAAAUGUUGUCCUGCUUGGAGAAGUAGACCUCGAUAAAGAGUGUGACCAGAUCCUGCAGAGAGUUUCCAUCGAGGAGAUUCUGGAGGAGCAGCGCAUGGAGCAGCAGGCCAAGCUGGAGUCAGAGAGGCUGAAGCUCCAGGCAGUGAAGGAACGUGGCUUGUCCAUGCCUAAAGCUGACACGCUGGAUGACUUCUGAAACAUGGCUCACUUUGACAUUUCCCCCCAACCCUUUUCAGUUUUAGCCCAUGUUUAUGUUUGAGGUGAAGUGAUGGUAUAUUUAAAUUUUACACAAAUCUGACCUUUCUGAUGUAGCAUCGCAGAGAAGAGUGUGAUCGUGGCUGGUUUGUUUGUUUUAGCGGUUUAUGUAGAUCACGCACGACAUGAUGACUGCCUGCCAUCUUUUACUUUUGUUUAUGGCUGACUCCAUACAGGAAAGGAUGAUGGACCAAACAGAAACGCUCAUCCUCCUGCCUUUCUGUGUUUGUGUUCUCCAUAUGUUAUGGUGGCUUUUAUGUUGGUAUGCUGCAUGAACAAUUACAUUAUACAGCACUGAAAAUAUUUUUGUUCUAUUAAACCUAUUUUGUAAUGAUCAGAUGUCUUGGCCUUUGAGUGAGUUGCUUAGUUGUCCUUAGGACACAGCCUUAGCUUUUUGUUAAACAUUUUAUUUUUAUGACAGACCAAUUAAAUGUUCUUUCAGACGUAA